Molecule: messenger RNA, 924 nt
Organism: Mycena indigotica
Lineage: Eukaryota; Fungi; Basidiomycota; Agaricomycetes; Agaricales; Mycenaceae
Exons: 4
Coding region: 1-924 (307 amino acids)
Biological process (GO): translation
Cellular component (GO): mitochondrial large ribosomal subunit; ribosome
Molecular function (GO): structural constituent of ribosome
Source: RefSeq, a predicted model, not a curated record
AUGAAGCAUGGAAUCGCGUUCCGGAAACUCUCCAGGACGACCUCGCACAGGAUGCUAAUGCUACGUGUAGCAGGAAUCUUGUCACUUCUCUUUUCGAACAUGAGCAAAUCAAGACCACUCUCCCGAAAGCUCAGGAAGCUGCGCGCUAUGCAGAAAAGGCACAUAAUUACAAUGGGCAAGAAGGGCGACAGAGGCUCUUACGCCCGUGCUUCCGCGCUGUUGCUCAAACCCGACUUACUCCCCAAACUCUUCACAACAUUCGCCCAAAGAUAUUCCGAACGCUCUGGAGGUUACACUCGCAUCCACAAGUACGGCCACCGGCCUGGGGACAAUGCCCCCCAAGCUAUUCUGGAGCUCGUCGACAAUCCGCGCGACAUUCGCUGGGAAAUGACUUCCCGCGCAGUGGGCUGGGAUGUACUGCGCCAACGGCUGAAGGGCAAGAAGCCUGCCGCGCUCGUUAAUGAGGGCGGCCAAGGCACUUUCCAGAUCGUCGCCAACGAAAGACAGCUUGGUCCAUCUGAUUCUGGUCUUCUCCGACCCAUGACGCGCUGGAAUCUCCAAAAAGUGCUAAAGUAUCGCGGCGAAAACGCAGCAGAACAGCUGAGCAGGAAGGCGGAGGAUUACAUCGACCAUUUGCUUGCGACGCCGGUAGUAUCACGCAACAUCGAGAAAGAGGAGAAAGACGCGUCGGCCGAGAGACAUGAACGCGUCCAAGCUGAGCUGAAGAAACCUCAGAACGAACAAGACAGAAUGGUUCUUGAGGAGCAACCCAGCACUUCUCGUCGCAGAAUACGUUUCUCCCCUGGAAAGGCCCUUCCUGGAGAGACACGCGGUGCCUUGGAGCUGGCCAGAGGUGCCUUGGGGGACCGCAAGCCUUCAUCACCCAGAUUACUCAAAAAACCAUCUUUAUACUCGCGACAUUAG